AUGAUGAAUUUUUCAACUGAGGAUCAUGACCGAGGCAGGAAAAGAGAAAAGCGAAAAACGCAGCAUGAAGAGACGUACAUGACAGAUUUGGAGGGGAUUCUGACAGAUGGAGGAGAGUUUUCGUCUCAAAAACGACUCAAAAUAUCGCAAAGUUUCAAGAAGACACAAAACGAGCAGAAAUCACCCUCCGGAAUCCCGUCCAGAAGUCCUCCUUCAAGACUCAUUCAGGGUGCGCCUCGACAGUCCCAAAAGAAGACAUCAAAAUCAGGAUUUUUACUGGAGAAGUACCUUUCGCCAGAAGCCAUAAUAGUCUGUCGAAAAUGCGCCAAGAGGGUUGAUCCAAGACAGGACAUUGCCAAGACUGUGGACAUUCUAGAGCGCGAGUUCACUGUUUCUAACUGCACAAAAGUGCUUUGCAGAACAUGUAGUGAGAGAGCUCAAUCGAAACGAGAAAGCUGCAUGAGACACUGUUUUGUGGAAAAAUGCGAGAGGCAUCCGUUGAUCGAGUUUUUCAUCCCGCUUUACUGCGACUGGAAAACUGUCUACCAGCCAAGGAAAUGUCAGCUACAAUCAAGCACUGUUGUGACGAAGCAAAUCGAGCGCGAACGAGAAAAUGUCAAAUUUAGCUACCAAAAUUUGCAAAGAGAUUCGAGAAAGACGCAGCAAGAAAUCCAUCUGCACCAGAAGAUUCAAAAUGAAUUGAUGGCAAAGGAACGCAUGUUUUCCGAAAAUCUGGAAAAAGCAUUCAAGGACAAUAAUGUUGUCGAGCAGAGAAUCGCCCAGAGCAACCGAUACAUCCAAACCUCAUCAGAACUCUCUAAGCAGAGCGACAUGGUACAGGAGCGAAGCAACUAUCUGACAAAGAAACUCAAAGAGGCUACCAAUUUCAAAAUGUCGCUUUUGGAACGGAUCAAGUCGAUGAACAUCAACUUUUAG
This is a messenger RNA of Oikopleura dioica, 936 nucleotides long. Lineage: Eukaryota; Metazoa; Chordata; Appendicularia; Copelata; Oikopleuridae. The record is from the annotation of a GenBank genome assembly.